Molecule: messenger RNA, 1119 nt
Organism: Polypterus senegalus (gray bichir)
Lineage: Eukaryota; Metazoa; Chordata; Cladistia; Polypteriformes; Polypteridae
Gene: smim12
Product: small integral membrane protein 12
Exons: 2
Coding region: 152-427 (91 amino acids)
Source: RefSeq, a predicted model, not a curated record
CCAACGAACCGUGAGGCGGGACAUGCAGUGGGAAACAGGAAGUCCACGUUCAGCAUGUCUCUGUGGCUCGUGUGGAAAUGAGACAAGGAGUCGCCCAACUUAAAAUCCCAUCAUAAAGCCAGCACUUUAUCCAGUCUAAUCUCCUGGUGCCAUGUGGCCAGUGAUCUGGGCAGCUCUUCGUACUUAUGCCCCUUAUGUUACAUUCCCGGUUGCCUUGGUUGUGGGCACAGUGGGCUAUCACCUUGAGUGGUUUAUCCGAGGCAAUCCGUCCUUACCUAAAGAGGAAAAGAGCAUUUCAGAGUUGAGAGAGGAUCGCAGACUGGAGGAACUAAAUGGAAAUGAUGUCACACAGGUCAGGAGCCUGAAAGACAAACUGGAAUUUGCCCCCAGAGCUGUGCUGAACCGCAACAGACCUGAGAAAAGUUAAAACAAUAGGAAAAUAUCAUUAAUGUACAGUAUAUUUGUAUAUUAAUUGAUGAUGAUGGAAAGUGAUAAAUGACUUAUUUUACAAACCUUAUGCAGUUAUACAAUGCAAAUAGAUAUUCUUGAGACACCAUGGUAUAGUGCUUUUUUAAUAAACUGUUACAUACUGUUGAUUCAGGAUGGUUUCAUUUACCAAAGAUGGAAUGAAGAAAAUGAGGGAGUACUGUGUCUUUCCUGUGGUGAGAACCAUGUCCACAUUAAGAUUUUUUCCUGCAAAUCUUAUUGCCAUUUAAUUCAGGCAUGAAUUGUGAAAAAAAAUACAGUAUCUCAAGCCACACUUGUGUUUUUCAGUUUAUCCUAUCCUGAAUCAAACUAAAUGUUAACAUUUUAUUAUGUUUUUUGGUUCCUUAAAUUAUUUCCUAUUGAAAAUAAAGAUGAUUAGGAUGAUUGAUGUUAGUGUUUCAUAAUGAACGUGUUGCCUGAUUGGUAUUUUUUCAGAAUUCUUUUGACUAUUUGCCCUUUUCUUUUUUGGGCUUAGUUGAAAGUGUGAUGUAAGCAUGACUUAAACUGUUUCUUACAUGAUCUAAAAUUGUCGGACUUGAUGAAUAGCACAGAAGGCUUAAAUAUGUUUAUGCUUUUUUUCUGAAAUCAGUGUUGUGUGACCACUAGCUAAAUAAAGACUAUUAAAAUACCCAG